Messenger RNA from Aspergillus niger, 1092 nucleotides. RefSeq lists its product as uncharacterized. Lineage: Eukaryota; Fungi; Ascomycota; Eurotiomycetes; Eurotiales; Aspergillaceae. The record is from RefSeq and is a predicted model, not a curated record. The transcript has 2 exons. Bases 1 to 1092 code for a protein of 363 amino acids.
AUGGAUGUUGUUCAAAGAUGGAGGCUCUGCCAUCAUUCGAUUUCCAUGUUCCGAGAAGAGAAAAUCCAGCGCGAAGUGGCAGUGAUGCAUUUUCUGGAGUAUUUUACAAAUCUACGCAUACCUCACAUCCUUCACCAUGGAAUGACAAAGGAGAGUCCAAAAGAACUUGGACCCUUCAUCAUCAUGGAGCACAUAAGCAACGAAGGCGACUUCAUCGAUGCCCUCAUACCGGGCCGGUCACGCGACGACAGACCGAUCUUAGACCCAAACGUGUCACAAGAGCGACUUGAAUGGAUCUAUGGCCAGAUGGCAGAUAUCGUGCUCCAGGUAUCGAGGCAUUCAUUUGCGGAGAUUGGCUGCAUCGGCAAAGCCAAAGAAAAUGAAGAAUUCGAUGAUACGUGGAUUGUUAAGCAUCGUCCCCUCACUUUCAACAUGAAUGAGCUCGUCCAACUAGGCGGGAUUUCGCCUGACCUUCUUCCUCAGGGCACGUUCAAAACAGCGUCAUCUUAUUACCGAGCACUGGCUGAGAUGCACAUGAUCCAUCUGUCUUCCCAACGAAACGAUGCUAUCGACUCUGCGGAAGACUGCCGAAACAAGUACAUCGCAAGAUGUCUAUUCCGCAAGAUCACUCGCGAACAUCAGCUUUGCCAGGACGACUCUGGCCCGUUCAGAUUGUUCUGUGAUGACCUUAGACCCGGCAACGUCCUUGCGAACGACCAUCACCAGAUGACAGGCGUGGUGGACUGGGAAUUUACCUACGCCGCGCCUCCUGGAUUCGCCCACAGUCCACCCUUUUGGUUGCUACUCGAGCUUCCAGAACUCUGGAAACCGGGUUUGGAUGAUUGGACGGCCGAUCGGCUUUCGGAGCACAUGUGGAGAAGCUGGCAAAGUGGCGAUUUCUGGCUCAACUAUGCCGCGAGAAAGAGCUGGGCAUUCGACAUGAUAUACUGGGCUAAGAUUGAUCGGAGGUUCUUUGGUGGUGGCGAUCUGAACGAUCGGAUCAAGCUUCUGACACCUGAAGAAAGAGAAGAGAUGGAUAAGUUCGUUCAGAUAAAAUUGAAGGCUAAGGAGGAAGGCGGGCUGUCUAAUUAG